Messenger RNA from Tympanuchus pallidicinctus (lesser prairie-chicken), 3717 nucleotides. It is a transcript of the gene STAP1, whose product is annotated as signal transducing adaptor family member 1. The transcript is spliced from 8 exons. NCBI's taxonomy places the organism in Eukaryota, Metazoa, Chordata, Aves, Galliformes, Phasianidae. Bases 176 to 1057 code for a protein of 293 amino acids. Gene Ontology annotation, biological process: positive regulation of B cell receptor signaling pathway; cell surface receptor protein tyrosine kinase signaling pathway. Gene Ontology annotation, molecular function: signaling adaptor activity; protein kinase binding. The record is from RefSeq and is a predicted model, not a curated record.
CCCCCUCCCCUCACCAGGAUGAGCUCUCUGGCUGAGGCUGACACAGAGCAAACAAGCACAGGAGUGGAAGGAGGAGGCUUAAAAAAUAAAAAUAAAAAAUUAAAAGCAAACAACGGGCAGAAGAAACCAACAACCAAACAGCAGAACUGAUAUCUAGAGGCUACUGAGGAGCAGCAUGGAGCAGCCUGCCGAAGCCCCUCAGGCAGCACCCAGACGAAUCUCCCAGGAGAGACAGAAGCUCACAGGUCUGCCCUUGUACUUCCAAGGUUACCUGUCAGUGCGGCGCUCACAGUGCCAGGAAUUUAGACUGUUUUGGACAGAACUGAGAGGAACCAUGCUCUUCUUUUAUGAUGAUAAGAAGGCACCAAAGUACUCACACAAACUAGAUAUAUCAGCUUUGACCUCAGUAAGCAAUGUUUAUCCAAAUGAAAACGACUCUGCACAGUUCAUCCUGAUGUUGCUGAAUGAAAAACUGGAAGUGAAGGCUGAUAACUGUGAAUAUGGGAAAGAAUGGAAGGGUUUUAUUCUCACCGUAACAAAGUUGUCAGUUCCACUGGAUGAGUCGUUAUCACCUGGACAACUUACAAAAAUACAUGAAGUGCUAGAUAAAGAAAAGAAAAGAAGGAUUAUGCUUAAUGACUGUUCCUGCAUAUCCCAGAAUAAAGAAAGCCUUCCCAGCAAGGACAACAGUUGCACAGCAACUGCUAUGCCAGCGUGCUUCUAUGCAGUAUCUCGGAAAGAAGCAACAGAGAUGUUAGAAAACAACCCACUGUGUGGGAAUUUGAUCCUGCGCCCUGGCAGCGACAGCAAGAACUAUGCAAUCACUGUCCGACACGUGCUGGAUGCUCCAUGCAUAAAGCACUACAGAGUGACGUCCAGAGAAAGAAGUUACAUUAUUGAAUUGGAAAGACAGGUAACAGUUAAAAGCCUUGAGGAUGUCAUCAGUUACUUUGUGAUCCAAACUCAUGGGAACCUGAAGCCUUUCAUCAUGCAGACAUGCAACGAGGCUCUGCAAAUGGACCACAAUUCUGAAAGUAAAACACAAGAAAAGUCCUGAUGAAACAGAGGUACAAAAAGGAGCCACUAUCCAUCCCGUGGGAAACUGGAGAUUCAGCCUUCAAAACAAAUACCCGAAGUGGUCAGCAGCAGGACCAAAAUUCAGUAUUUUAAGCCUCUAAAGCACGCCACGCACUGUAUCUGACUUUUGCCAUACAAGAUGAUUCACUUAUUUAGAAGACAGUUUUGAUGGUGCAGUUAUCACUGCUGUAACUCACGACAGGUUUAACGCUGAACCUAAAUAAGAAUUCCACACAACGGAUAAACACCUGCUCUAGCUAUUGCAUCAGACGACACAUUUAUUAAAAUAAACCUCCAAAAGCUAUCUGGUCAAAACAAAUCACCCUUUAGAUGGACGUUCAGAUUGCUGUCCUGUACUGCAGCAAAGCCUAUUUUCUGUAAUUACAGAACAUGUGACAAUUAACAGGGAUGGACAGACCUUUCAGGUAGAAUUAAGCCCGUUGCAUUUGGUUGAAAUACAGUUCUUUUCUUCAAAUAACUUCUAUACAGACAAAACAUUUCUAAAGGCAGAAGGAAGAUUAUGAAUGUCAGUUUACCCAAGACCCUUGCUUCUAUUUGUUACAAUUUAGAUUUACAUACAAGCCCUGUAUUAUUUCAGGAUGUGAGAUUGUGACAUGGUGUCACAGGUGCCUCUGUAUUUGCUAGAACUGUAGCACGUUCACAAAUUCACCGCAUGUAUUUGGAAAAGGGAGAAUGAAAACACGCUCUUUACGGGGAAAACCAGUGCUCUUUAUUAUGGGGAAACCAGUGUAAAAGGCAUUUGAAUGAGAAAGAUCUUUAAUGCUAAUUUAACAUUUAAUCUUUGUAAAUCAACUGCUCUCGCAAAGAAUAUAUUGAAGGAUUGCUCAAUGUACUUGAGCACAAAGGUAGCUGCUUCCUCAUUGUUACAGGGAGAUGCCUUGUUCAAGAACGCAGCAUCAGUCCUAGACACUCACAAGCUUUCGCUACAAAGACCAAAAGCAGUUCUGAGAUCCAGGUGGUGUCACACAUCUCUGCACUGGCAGCACUACACCAGUACUGACAACAGUGCACAUCUGGAAAGAAAAACUCCCAGCCCACAGCUCGCUUGCCCAGUUUGAGUGAGCCCACUGAACACUUGCUGGAAAUGCUGGCAGAAAGCAGUACUUGAUUGAGAAAUGGGCUGCAAACAAAUCCUCACUGAAUCACCUAACUUCAUGUGAGUGAAUGCAUUUACAUCACAGCUAUCAGCUACUCAGAAAGCUAUUCAUUUCAAAAUGUGAAAAAAUGUUUUAAGAGCCAGUUGACGUGCACACUUCGAUAUGAAGUUCCCUUAGGUAAUAUCUUGUUAAGAAGUUAACUUACUUUCAGAAGAUUUUAAAAGUCUGCUAGAAGUAUCUGGAGAUACUCUUUCUCAGUUUUUCUGUUUCAAAUUGAGAAGAACCCAUCUGUGGAAUGGACACAAAUCCUACAUACACUCAAUAAGAGCAGUAUCAGUCAGUUCUGCUCCAGCCUACACGUGGAAUUUUUAGCAAGGGUCUCACAAAGCUGUAUGCACUGUUAUCUGCAAGAGUCAUUCUGUUAACUUUACCUGAUGUCCCUCAGGUAGCCUUCAAGCAAAAUAGUGAGACUAAUACUAGUUUGCUCUGCUGCAUACCUCAAAAGCAGGAGCACACCAGUGUGUGCACCCACUCAGAAAUUCAUUUCUUUCCCCAGCUCAUAGCUGUGAGAGGUGACAGUGCUUUGUUUUAACCUGACCAUUUAAGUAAGUGAUCCUUAGUAAUAAUCAGCAAUUUUAGUUUAGGCUCUAAUGUUGUCACAGGCAAACAUAUUGCAGCUGUUAUUUAAAGUGCAAACUUACUGUCUUGCUUGCGCCGCCUUUGCGCUCCAAAUGUAAUCUUUUGUCCAGUUUCAAAAAAUAUUAAGUUUUUAUUUAAAGAAAUAGGCUACUUUAAAAUGUACUAUUACUAAUCUAGAAAAUGAGAUCUAUGAACUCUACUGACUGUAAAACUAUAUAUACCUUCACAAAUAUAUUCCACAUGUAAGACUAAAUCCCAAAUAAUUGUGUUGAUUCCAGAUAUUCAGUUCCAUAUAUCUCGUUGUUCAAGUGACCAGCUUAAUAUCCACUGCUUCUGGCUACAACUGUCUGAGAAAGGAAAAACAGGUAAAAUUCCCAUGCAAUAAUGUUCAUUAAAUGUGAAAAUAUCCCUAAAUCUUAAUAAGAGAUGCUCAAGGAUAAAUGGCUAAGUAAUCAACACCCUUUUGCAACAUCUGGAGGAUUCAGAGAUGAGAAUUCUCCAUUUCUGAAGCUUAAAAACAUCACAAGGUUUUUUCUAGUUUGUAGGAUCUGUUUUUAUCCUAACCCCACUUCACUCUCAUCACUAGGGAAUAAUAAAAUAAAGCUACCCUCAACCCCACCCAAACUAUCAGCUUCAUUAUCUCAUGUAUAAAAGAUAAUGUGGUGUUAUGGUGCUUCUGUAACGCACCUCUGCCUCCUGCAAUGUAAAAUUAGUUUUUAAUUAUUUAAGCAUAUUCUUUAUACCAGAUAUCCUACUAACAGAUUGAGAUGAUGCCAAUUCAGUGCACUGCAACUCAGACUCACACUGCGGACAGGUGUACAGCAUAACCAUUCACUAUAAAGAAAUGGUACCAGAAGGAGCAGCCAAGGAUUUGCUUGUGACA